AUGAAGUGGAGCCUCUUCUUUGUGGCCCUUAUUGGGCCCAGCAUCUGUGGCCGAGAAAAGUUUUUUGGGGACCAAGUUUUUAGGAUUAACAUCAGAAGUGGAGACGAGUUGAGCAAAUUAAGUGAGCUAGUGAAUUCAAACAACUUUAAGCUCAACUUCUGGCAAGCCCCCACCACUGUCAGUCGUCCUGUAGAUGUCCUGGUCCCAUCUGUCAGUCUGCUACCAGUCAAGUCCUUCCUGAAGUCCCAGGGCUUAGAGUACGCAGUGACUAUUGAAGACCUGCAGGCCCUUUUAGAUGAUGAAGAUAAAGAAAUGCAACACAAUGAAGGUCAAGAACGGAGCAAUAAUUACUUCAACUAUGGGGCCUACCAUUCCCUGGAAGCUAUUUACCAAGAGAUGGACAGCAUUGCCAGAGAAUUUCCCGACUUGGUGAACAAGGUAGAAAUUGGGCAUUCAUUUGAGAAACGGCCGAUGUAUGUACUGAAGUUCAGCACUGGAGAAGGCGGCAGGCGGCCGGCCAUUUGGCUGAACGCAGGCAUCCAUUCCCGGGAGUGGAUCUCACAGGCCACGGCCAUCUGGACUGCAAGGAAGAUUGUAUCUGAUUACGGGAAGGAACCAACCAUCACCUCCAUCUUGAAGAAAGUGGAUAUUUUCUUGUUGCCUGUGGCCAAUCCUGAUGGAUAUGUUUACACACAAACUAAAAAUCGAUUAUGGAGGAAGACACGGUCCGUAAAUCCUGGAAGCUCCUGUGUUGGUGUUGAUGCGAAUAGAAACUGGAACGCCAGUUUUGCAGGAGAAGGCGCCAGUAGUAACCCUUGCUCCGAAGUGUACCAUGGACCCCGUGUCAACUCAGAAGUGGAGGUGAAAUCAGUGGUUGAUUUCAUCCAGAACCACGGGAACUUCAAAUGCUUCAUCGACAUUCACAGCUACUCUCAGCUGCUGAUGUAUCCUUACGGAUACACGGUCAAGAAGGCCCCAGAUGCUGAAGAGCUGGAUGAUGUGGCAAGGCGUGCGGCCACGGCUCUGGCCUCCCUGUCAGGCACUGAAUACCAUGUGGGUCCUACCUGCACCACUGUCUACCCCGCGAGCGGCAGCAGCAUGGACUGGGCGUAUGACAACGGCAUCAAGUACGCCUUUUCCUUUGAGCUGAGAGACACCGGCCACUAUGGCUUCCUCCUGCCCGCUGACCAGAUCAUCCCCACUGCGGAGGAGACCUGGCUGGGGCUGAAGACCAUCAUGGAGCAUGUGCAGGACAACCUCUACUAGAUGGGCCCCCCCUCUGCCUACAUUUGCUUACCCCAGGGCAGCAAACUCUGAGGCCAUUCUGAGAGGACUGUUCCUUCACGUGCACGUCAGAGCUCUCUGGCUGUGGACUGAACACAGGUUGGCCCCUGUUUGUGAAUUCUGGGGGUGCCCCUGAGAAGCCCAUCUGUCAACCUUCUAGGCCCUGCUGUUUUACUGUGCCCUUGUGUGCCUUUCCUCCCACACAGCUGGCUGGGCAGACCAGCCCUUGGUAGGUGUCUCGUGGCUAACAGUUUUAGAACUAAAAGCGGUCUGAGUUGCUUCUCUGGAGUCCAGACCUCAGCUUCUGCAGUCCAGUGCAGCCAAGCCGGUGACCGCGUUCUGGUGGCCCCCAGAGAGGCACAUGGGAGAGAAUGCUCGUCCGUUAGAUGAGUCUCAAAGGGGAUGCAGAACUUCCUUUCAUUUAUCUCAUUCCUCUGGAACAUAUUUUCCCUUUGAAAAUAAAUCCUGUAAGGUCAUCAGUAUGGGUCAUCUCCCCUUUUUGGUUUUUGUUUAUUUGUUUUUGGUCUGAAUACAAAGUGGAGGAUCUCUCCCCAUCACCGCCAAGAAUUCCCAGAUGCUACAGUUCUUAUCACUUUCUUCUCUUUAUUAUUCAGUGAAACUGGGAUCCCAGAAGGGGAUCUCUGUCACUAGAGGUACUGCUAACCCCGAAAUCCUGGGUGAAGUGGAGAGCUAAAGAGCAGGAUGGCUAAAUUAUC
Talpa occidentalis (Iberian mole) is the source of this 2000-nucleotide messenger RNA. It is a transcript of the gene CPA4, whose product is annotated as carboxypeptidase A4. Gene Ontology annotation, biological process: proteolysis. The record is from RefSeq and is a predicted model, not a curated record. Gene Ontology annotation, molecular function: zinc ion binding; metallocarboxypeptidase activity. NCBI's taxonomy places the organism in Eukaryota, Metazoa, Chordata, Mammalia, Eulipotyphla, Talpidae. Bases 1 to 1266 code for a protein of 421 amino acids. The transcript is spliced from 11 exons.